AUGUUAGUUAAAUUAAUUGAUAAAUGCCAAAAACAAAAUCUAAAAGAAAUUAAUGAAGCAACUUGGUUGCAGAUGUUAUAUCCUCAGAUAGAUGCUGCAGUUGCAGACUUUGCUCAACUAAUCCCACAGAACACCUCUAAUUCACUCUCACAACUUAUCGGGUCAGACGAAUCACGAAAACCGGAUUAUACUGUUUUAUGUAUCACAAAAGAUAAUCCUUCUCUUGAAUUCGUAGCAUUGUUCUUAGAAGGUGCAAAGCCAGUAAAGAAAGAUGAAUUAGGAGACAGAAAAAGUCAAUUGGAUAAAGAACGUCUUCAGUCGAUAAUCAAACUAUAUUUUGAUUACAUUUUGGCUCGCAUUCAAUCUAAUUAUGGGGAAUUUUUAACAAGAGAACUUUCAAAGGAAAUAUUAGCUAUUCCUCUUAUUACAAUGCAGGCAACUGGAACUGAACUAAUCAUAAGCAUAAGCGAUCAGCAAGCACUUCCUCUAAUAAGGAGUUCCAUUUUAGCAAGGGUAACUAUUCCUUAUUAUAAGGGUGUAAAUGCGGAAGAAAG
Dentiscutata heterogama is the source of this 554-nucleotide messenger RNA. The record is from the annotation of a GenBank genome assembly. NCBI's taxonomy places the organism in Eukaryota, Fungi, Glomeromycota, Glomeromycetes, Diversisporales, Gigasporaceae.